AUGCCAUCAGAGCCAGCAGAAAUGACACAGCCACAGCCCUAUGACUUCUUUGUGGGCACAUUCAACACCCCUAACCUUUACACUCUCCGAUUCACUCCUCCGAGGGCGUCAUCUCCAACAUCAGCAACCAAAAUCAAAAACUCCGGGUUUCUGAAGAUCGUGCAGAAAUCCAGCGUUGUCGGUUCGCACAGCUGGCUACAUCUACACCCACCCCGGCGUCAUGGUGUGCGAAAUCUUUAUGCCACAGCCUGGACAGAACCUCCUUCCGUGGUCGCCUACGCUGUAGACUCGCCGACAUCCAUUCGAUUGCUCAAUACGGCACCAACGAGAUCGCGGAGCGGAUAUGUGGCCGCAAGCGACGUUGCACUGUACUCGGCCGGCGGUGCGACGGGGGAGGUGUACAGCUUGGAUCCGGAAACAGGAGCGAUCGUGUCACCGACUUCAGCAACCAAUGGCAAUAGCGCAUCUAAGCCGAUAAAGCCUCUCCAGGACCUUUCAUUCGUGGAUACCAGCGCAUCACAACGCGACAAUGGGACAGUGAUGGACUUUGGCGGGUUGCGGCACGGAGCACACAGCGCAGAUCUCUCGCCAGAUGGACAGGCGUUGUACGUAGCGGACAUCGGUCGCAAUUGCAUCUGGACGUACACGGUGUCCCCAUCCGACGGCUCCCUGACGCUGGGUGAGAAACAUAUCUCGCCGCGCGCGAACGACGGGCCCCGCCACGUCUGGCCGCACCCGUCUGGUCGCUUCGUCUACUGUCUACAGGAGCAUACGAGCAUGGUGGAUGUCUUCUCCACACAUGGAGGGGGCCGCCUACAAUUCGAUCAGGGCGUGAGGAUAAUCCCGGCGGAAGAGUGCGAGGGGGAAUUCUGGGCUGACGAGGUCCGCACCAGCCUGUCCAACGGAGAUGCACCAAAGUAUCUCUACGCGAGCACGCGAGGCCUGGAGCACGGGAAGAAAGGCUACGUUGCCGUCUACCAGCUCACGGCGGAUGGGCGGAUCGAUACAUCUCAGCAACGAAAUGGCGCGGGAGGAACCAGCAGCUACGAGACCGACGAGCGCUACGCUGGUCUCCUGGACAUGUACACAACAGCAACAAGCGGCGGGUGGGCCAACGCCGUCCAGCCAGGGCCGACGGUCGACGGCAUCGAGUACCUUGCAUUGACGGACAGUGAGGAAGGGCUCGUCUUUGUGCUCGCCUGGGACGGGAAGAAGCUCACCGAGGCCGCACGGGUCACAUUGGGAGAGGGCGAGGGCGCCGCCACUGCUGUGUGGCUGUAG
Molecule: messenger RNA, 1281 nt
Organism: Exophiala aquamarina CBS 119918
Lineage: Eukaryota; Fungi; Ascomycota; Eurotiomycetes; Chaetothyriales; Herpotrichiellaceae
Exons: 1
Coding region: 1-1281 (426 amino acids)
Molecular function (GO): protein binding; 6-phosphogluconolactonase activity
Source: RefSeq, a predicted model, not a curated record